Molecule: messenger RNA, 1065 nt
Organism: Cyphellophora europaea CBS 101466
Lineage: Eukaryota; Fungi; Ascomycota; Eurotiomycetes; Chaetothyriales; Cyphellophoraceae
Exons: 1
Coding region: 1-1065 (354 amino acids)
Source: RefSeq, a predicted model, not a curated record
AUGCUUAAGAAACUCGUCUCAGAAGUCGACGGGGGGUUCGAUGGUGUUGUGCUGCUUGUUGACGAUGAGAUAGCAGUAGUGUCGCUGGUUGAGGACGAGAUAAGAGUAGCAUCGUUUGUUAAAGACGAACUUAUGUCAGAGCUGCUACUUGAGGACGAGACGACGCUGGAAUCGCUCGUUAUCAAAGUCGAUGAUGUAGAGAACGCUGCAGAAUCUAAACUCUCUGUGGUGCUAUCAGAGGAGCUAGAUGACUCCAGCGUUGUAAAUCCCAAUAGACUAGUGGUCAGAGAGGUAGAGAAUGAAGAAGGCGACGUGCUUGUGGAUUCGGUGGUGUCGGCUGAGCUGUCGGACGAUGUAAGCAACUCAGUUGUGCUCAAUGAGCUGCUUAUGUCGGUAGUAUCAGAACUUGUGAUCGUGGUAACGCUGGUGUCGGGUGUGCUCAGUGAUCUGCUUGAUUCAGUAGUAUCAUCGGUGGUGAUCGCUGUGUCAGAUGUGCUCGAUAGGCCUGCUGACUCGGUCGUAGAUUCAGUGGUAUCGGAGGCGACUGAAGAGAGUAACGAAGACGAUGAAGAUGUCUCACUGGCUGUCGUAAGUGAAGGGUCUGUUGAUGUGGUGGAAGAAACAUCAACGAGAUCAGUACUGGUUUGCGAAAAUUCCGUAGACGACGUAUUGACGUCGCUGGAGGAGGAAGUUUCCUCGCUGGUCGAGGAAGACAGAUCGCCAUCGCUCGACGAUGAUAUUUCGGUACUGCUCGAUGUUUCGACACUGCUCGAUGAGCCAGGAGUGCUGCUGCUCGAUAGGAUCUCGUCUGUCGUUGUUGGAGAAGAUGCGACAGUGCUUGUAGACAGCCCCGUUGAUGAGUCUGUACUGGAAAAUAGAGUAAGACUCUCUGUCGAGGAAUCGCUAUUGGUGCUACUAGAAAGUGUGUCAUCGGUGCUGCUUGACGAAGGAGCUUCAUCCGUGGAUGACAGGUCCUGCGUGGACGUCUCCGAUAAAGACUCCGUGCUGCUUUCGGUGGUGGUGUCAGACAUGCUGACCGACUCUGAGGUUGUAGUUAAGGCUUGA